Elaeis guineensis (African oil palm) is the source of this 1272-nucleotide messenger RNA. RefSeq names its product nifU-like protein 2, chloroplastic. Gene Ontology annotation, molecular function: iron-sulfur cluster binding; iron ion binding. Gene Ontology annotation, biological process: iron-sulfur cluster assembly. Gene Ontology annotation, cellular component: chloroplast stroma; mitochondrion. The record is from RefSeq and is a predicted model, not a curated record. NCBI's taxonomy places the organism in Eukaryota, Viridiplantae, Streptophyta, Magnoliopsida, Arecales, Arecaceae.
UUUUUUUUUUUGCCCCCCUGGCCAAAUAGAAUAAGAAACAAGCACCUAGAGGAGGGGAGUGCCAAAUAGAACGAAGAAGCACCUAGCGGACGGGCUGAUGGGUGUAGCGACGGCAGGGAAAUAAUCGGGUUGGGCCGCAUUGCAGUCAGUACAAAAUGUCGUUUUCGGCUUAUUAAACUGGAGGCCCAGUCUGAGCCACCAGUCCACCAGGGAUCUCACCUCACCCCCCAAACCCCCAACUCCCGUUUGGCGUUCUCCCAUCUGGUUGGAAAAAAGCCUUUCUGCCACGGGAGGUGGAGAUCAAGAGACUUGAACCGGGCGAUUUCCUUUCACAGUUUCAUCCAGCCAGCGAUGCAAUCGGUCGUGUUGCAUCCUUCUCCUUCUUGCUGCCGGGCUCAGCAGUCCCCUGAAGCCUCUUCUUCUUCUUCUUCUUCUACUUCCGUUAUCUUCCCUUCCCGCCCUCUCUCUUUCAAGGAUUCGGGCUUCAGGGGAACGACGAUUCCGAUCGCCCGAUGUGGGUUCGGUGGUUCUUCUUCCCUCCCUCUUCCGAUGGUUUCCCGAUCCCCAGGAUGGCAUGUGGUCAGAGCUAUUGCUACUCCAGAUCCAGUAGUGGAACUGCCACUGACUGCAGAAAAUGUUGAGUCAGUUUUAGAUGAAGUGCGACCAUACCUUAUUGCAGAUGGAGGAAAUGUGGCACUACAUGAGAUUGAUGGAAAUGUUGUAAGGUUGAAACUACAAGGAGCAUGUGGAUCCUGUCCAAGUUCUGUAAUGACAAUGAAGAUGGGCAUUGAACGCCGCUUAAUGGAGAAAAUUCCAGAAAUAGUUGCAGUUGAACCCAUCACUGAUGAGGAAACAGGGCUCGAGCUGAAUGCCGAAAAUAUUGAGAUGGUCCUUGAUGAGAUUAGGCCAUACCUCAGUGGAACUGGUGGUGGUGAGCUUGAGCUCAUCAGCAUUGAGGAGCCAAUUGUGAAAAUUAGACUUUCAGGUCCUGCCGCUGGGGUCAUGACUGUUCGAGUGGCAGUGACACAGAAGCUUCGAGAAAAGAUUCCUUCCAUAGCAGCAGUUCAACUCUUAUGAUACCCGAGAAAAGAUCCCUGCAAAUGCGUUAAGUUCAGCUCUUAAAAUACUUGAGAAAGAUCCCAUUGCAGCAGUUAGCUCUUAAAAUAAAUACCUGGCUGGGAAAAACCACCUUUUUAUAUAUGAUAUUGUGACCUUAUGCGUUAAAUAUUUUUAUAGAUAAUCAUUUUGCCUAGUGCAGAAAUUUUGCAAUAA